Messenger RNA from Tetrahymena thermophila SB210, 357 nucleotides. RefSeq names its product transmembrane protein, putative. The transcript has a single exon. Lineage: Eukaryota; Ciliophora; Oligohymenophorea; Hymenostomatida; Tetrahymenidae. The record is from RefSeq and is a predicted model, not a curated record.
AUGGAUAUUUUUUAUCUGGGACUACUUGCCAACAGUGUAGUAGUUUUUGCACUUCAUGUACUUCAAAUACAAAUUGUUAAUCUUGUUCAGACGGAUACUUCCUUAGUAAUAAUAAUUCUUGUACUUAAUGUGAUUAAACUUGUACAAAAUGUACAAGCUUAUCUUCAUGCUUAUCUUGUUAAGAUUAAUAUUUUUUAGACACAAAUAAUAAAUGCUCUAAAUGUUAGCUAAACUGUAUUAAAUGUUAAAAUUCAUAAUCUUGCUAAUAGUGCUAAUAAGGUUAUUUUUUAGACAAUUAAAACUGCUAAAAAUGUACUAAUAAUUGUUAGACGUGCUCAAGCUCAACUUAUUGCUUGA